AUGCCCCCGCUGGUGUUGCAUGUGCUGCAAGUGUAUUAACCUCUGAACUCCUAAGAGCGAUAAGUAUCUAAUUUCUCCGAACAGUAUCGCCCCUAAAUCAAACUUUAAGUUCAUGAGAAUAAGGGAUAUGAUCAGAAACUUAAAAAGCCCUUGAUUGUUAGACAAGUUCUUCUUGCAAGCACCAUAAAAAAUGUAUAGAGAUUGGUAUGGAGAAAUUGCAUAGUGAUUUUAGGGUGUAAAGGAUUAAUUGGACUCAGCUUUAUUUCUCUCUUAUUGACCAUGAGCAAGCUUGAAUUGCCUCUCGGAGACAUGAAAAUGGUGGCCAUGGAAAUUGAAGAGUAUCAUACUUUUCUUGCACAGAUGUCAACCUUUGGGGUUUCGGAAUUGUUUCUUGUUACUAUCAUUAGCCUAUGGCUUCUGUUUCAGCACAAUGCACAGAUACUCCAGGAAUAUCAAGCAGUGGCUGACUAG
Pocillopora meandrina is the source of this 471-nucleotide messenger RNA. The record is from the annotation of a GenBank genome assembly. NCBI's taxonomy places the organism in Eukaryota, Metazoa, Cnidaria, Anthozoa, Scleractinia, Pocilloporidae.